CGCAUCUGCCGUGACGUCGGGGCGUGCAAGAUGGCGGCGCUGGUGCGGGUUCAGUGAGGGGAGGGCAGUGGGGCUUUGAUCGCGUUGCAGCGGCCUGGCGCCGGCCCUGGCCUCCGGCCCUGGCCUUGGCCUUGGCCUGGCGCGGCAGGCCCUGUCCGCGCAGACAUGACAGAACCGCGGAGGGUGGCCUUCAACACCGUGCCCGCGCCUCAAGCCGCAGCUGUGCCCGUGCCUCCGGUCACCACCGCCAAGAAGAAGCGGCGAGAGGAGCGGAAUGGCUCAGCUCCGGCUAACGUGCGCUUCGGCCUCCGGCUGAGUGAGCCGAGUGACCGGAGCCACACUGAGUACAACUACAACGAGCUACUGCGAGAAGCCAAGAGAAACUUUGCCAAUCCUGACGAUCCCUUCAAUGAUGAAGAGAAGGAGAGGAAGGAAGUGGAAGCUUUAGCGAAGAAACUUGAGGAAAAAUAUGGUCAAAAGAAUCACAAACGCCGGAAAGAUCGCAUGCAGGAUCUUAUUGACAUGGGGUACGGUUACGAUGACACAGAUCCGUUCAUUGACAACUCUGAAGCGUAUGAUGAAUUGGUUCCGGCCUCCCUGACGACAAAGUACGGAGGAUUCUAUAUAAACACGGGGACAUUGCAGUUCCGGCAAACCUCUGACACUGAGGAUGAAGAUGUGGCCGGAAAGAAAAGAUUGAAAUCACCUAAAUUUUUCUUUCAGAAACAAAAAUUAAAAGAUGGAGAAGACAGAGUGGCGAAAAAGCAAAGAAGAAAGGAUGAAGGUGGGAUGAAAGAGAAGAAAUCAAGGAAGCUAAAGGUUUCAAAGGAGUCUGGAGUGGUGGCCCUCAACGCUGACAAACAUAAAAAGAAGCGGAAAAGUCAUAGUGAUGCCCUGUCGUUGGCUGAAAUGCUCAAAAAGUUCCAGAAGGAGAAAGAAGCCAUGAAAAAGCAGGAAAUGUCCAUGAAGCCUAUACCUGCCCUCCAAGUCCCUGAGCAGGCAAUAAAGAAUGCUGCUGGUUCCGACAUCAGUGUGACUGCCUCUGACCAAGUCUUUGCAAUUCUGGGGAACUCGAACGAGAAUGACUUGCUUCAGGAAGCUGCCAAUGCCAUGGAGUUGCUUGGUGACCUGGACAUAGAUAAGCUGCUAGCAGAAACGCCAAGCGGAAGCCCAGCCUCUGAAACCGAGGAAAACAGCAACACUGCAAUGUCCUCGGGCUUCACUUUAGCGGCCCAAAGCCAAAAGCAGUUGGUUGAGUUGCCAGUGGGGUUACCUGUCCUGCUCGAAAAACAGAUCAAAGAUCUUAAGACACUAUGUGCUGUACAUUUGAACAAUGAAACUCAUGCUGGGAAGGGCUCUGAAGGAGAAGGAAAGAAGAAAUUCUUCACGCCAGAUAUUAACACUAUCCUACUGGAUAUUGAGCUACAAUUACAGGAGUUGAAUGUGACAGUGCGCUCGGCAGUAUACAGCUAUUUGGCCUCUUUCUUGCCCUGCAGCAAGGACACCCUGAUGAAACGUCUGAAGAAAUUACACCUCAAUGACCAGGAUGAGCGGUUACGGGAUCCGACACAGAAGCUGAAGGAAGCAGUGGCAAGUGUAAUGCCAGCACAACUGGUAAAAUAUCAGGAAGAACUCCAAGCACAUACACAAGCCCGGUUUGCCAAAAUGGCGUCUGAAGAGGACCGAGACAAAAAUGGUUCUGAAGAGGACGACGAUGAUAAACCAGGCCGAAGAGUCAUGGGACCGCGGAAGAAAUUUCUUUGGAAUGAUUAUGUCAGGGACCUGCUAUGUAACCUGGUGAAGAUAAAACUGGGAUGUUAUGAACUGGAACAAAACAAGUCACAGUCAGCAGAGGAUUAUCUGAAAGCCUUUAUGGAGACUGAGGUGAAACCUAUUUGGCCCAAAGGCUGGAUGCAGGCACGGAUGCUGCUUAAAGAGAGCAAGAGAGUGCACAAUCACCUGACUGCCACUCCGGCCAAGAAGAAGGUGAUAUUUGCCCCAAAACCUAAAGUAAAGGAUUCAAGUCCCAAGAAAGAGCAGAGACUCUCUACCCCAGCCAGUACUGUCCCGAAAGUGGUGCCAACGAGCAAAAUUAUGCCUGUCAGUAUCUCAAGCUCCAGCUGUAAUCCAAGCCGAGAGACUAUUUACCUGGAUGAUUCUCUUGAUGAAGAUCUGUCCCUUAAGCCCCCUUCCCUGGAAUCAGUCUCUGAUGCAUUGUCUGUCUUCAACAAUUCAACCAAGAUCAGCAGGACUGUAAACAAUUCUGUCUCGCCUGCACCUCGACCUCAGCCUGUGGCGAAGGAAGAUAAAAAGGUCAUAGCCAAGGUCACACCACUAGUACUUUCCCCAAAAGCAGCCUCCUGUUCCCCAAGAGUAGCCACACCAUCACCGAAAGUAGGCACGGCAUCUCUGAAAGCAGGCACCCCAUCUCCAAAAGCAGUCACUCAGUCUCCAAAAGCAUCUGCCCUCUCUCCAAAGUCAGGCACGUCAUCUCCAAAAGUAUCCACACUUUCCCCUGUCCCUUUGACUUUCAGUCAUUUAUUUGGCCAUAGCUCAGGCACCAAGAAAUCCCAGGAAGGUUCUCGACCAGGAAUGACCAGUUUGAUCGCCGGCUACACCGCACCGUCGUCCCAAACACCCAAACCUCCUUCAGUGACUUCCACAGCCAAGCAGCACCAGCCAGGAUUGCAGAGACUGAGCCAGUCACAGACCCAAUCCACCAAACAAUCCCAGUCCAGCAUGCACCACAACAGCCUAAUGUCACAUCCCCAAGUUACCACUUGCAAAACGCUCCAAAAUCCAGUAGUAAAGUUGAAUGCAUGUCCACAGCAUCUGCUCGCAAGUCACGUGUCACAGUUGUCAGAUACGUCAACUGCCUACCCAACGUCCUUUUCCCCGUCAGUAACUAGCAAUGCCCAGGCGGUGUCUAGGACCAGCAUCAGCCCGUCUACCUCUAGUGAUUACACGCCUAAAUCUGCAAUGCCUUCAAGCACCUCAGCCCAAGGUUUUAAACCUCCCUUCUCCAUGGCUAGCCCACCUAAACCCACAACCCCUUCAAACACCAUGAACCAGAAUGUGUCAAUAGGGUCAAGCAAUUUGACUGGGAGUCCAACAAGCCGGCAAAGCAGCAGCAAACACUCUGGCAGCCCGUCGAGCAGCAGACACUUGCCUUCCGGAUCAAUUGCUGGUCAGCAGCAAUCAACAUCCCUUGUUAAAAAAACCUCAGUGCCUCAGAAAAUGGCCAGCCCGCCGGGUGCCGGGACUCUUGGCAGAAGCACCACGGGUGGAGCUGUCAGCCGUGGCAGCUUGAGUGUGAGCGGGGCACCCGUCAGGAGCAGCGGAAGCGCUGGUAGGAGCAGUGUUGCUGGGGCAGCAGGAAUGAGCACCACAAACCGCAGCACCACAAGCGCCUCCGUCACUCGGUCUGGGGCUCUGAGCAGUGCAGCUGCUAACAGGAGCAGCCCAAGCGGAACUGUCAGUAGGACUAGUGUGAGUGGGGGACCCGGAAGUGGCCCUCAGGUUGCGAUAAAAAUGCUGCCCUCCCUACACCGACCCCCCUCUGGCUCAGGAACAUCAACUGGUAUCCAGGCAACGGCUGGAUCGACCUUAUUGGCAAACACGUCAUCUCUGACCCUAAUGACGUCACCCCUGAAUGUAACAAAUCUGAACGCAACCUCGGCAUCCCUGAACUCAGCUGCUGCGUUCAGCAUGUUGGGCGGUCUGGUUCCCGUCUCCCUGCCCUUCCAGCUCCCGCUCAACCUGAUCAACUUCGCUUCGGAAUCAGACAUCACCACCACCACGCCAACUGGAUCUACCUCAGCCCCGUUCCAGCACAACAUAACACAAAGUAUUUUGAAAGGUUUGCAGUCUGGUUCUACACAGCUUUCCCGAUCGAGUGUGCCAGCCCACUUACAACAGGCCUACGCAGACAGCAACCAAAGCCAGGGAGACUCUUCAAAGGUCCAACGGAAAUCGCAAUGACUUCUGAGGUUGCAGUAGACAGCAUCUCAUGGGAUAUGUCGAAUUUAAAUUUCCCAAUUGGUUCAGAGGCCUCCUCCAAUUAGGAGGUCUCUUGUUGGGUACCUGACUGAGGAUAUUUUCCUUUUGUUACGUUUAUAACACUUCUGACCCAGAGCACUGUGGAAAAGGGAAACAUUUACCGUGUUUGAUUUACAAAGCAGACCUAAUGGAAUCGGAGUUUGACGAGUCCACCUGUCUGUUAGCUCAUCCACUAUGACGAUUCAGCGUGCGGAGCUGUUCAAUGGAUUUUUGAAAAAAGGUUAAUUAGGAUUCCAAAGCAAGGGGUCAUUCAAAAAAGCACAUCUUUUUCCGCAUGAAUGUGUAGAGCAGCCAUGGGUCCCAUGGGAGCAGAGCCAAGUGCGGGGGGUGGGGGUUGGAGUCAGAGCAUUGAGGUAGAGGGGGUAGAAUAAUGGGAUGAAAUCUCAGGCCUGAGAAGAGCGGCUGUGGAGAGAAAGCCUGGGGACAGUGGGAAUGGUGUGCGGGGCCCAAGACUUUGCAAGAAGUGAGGCUGAAGAUCUGUUCAAGAGUUCAGGACAAGUGACUUUUUUUCUAAAUGUUCUAUUUAUCCAAUACCCAGUAGGCCUUAUGUACAGAAGAUGGUGAGACAUUGGAAUAAAGGAUAAGGGUGGGUGAGGGAGAGGGGAGGUGUGUUAAUCUAGUGGACAAAAUUCAAGGUGCUAAAAGGGCAAUAAAUCAGUCUGACAAGAUUUUCUACUCUCAGGCAGGUCAGUCUUUGCCUGGAAUAGCCUAAACACAAACUCAAUUGUUAUAACGUAAUGAGCAACAUUAUGGAUCAGGCAGCUUAUUGAUUGGUUGGGAAGAGGCGCAAACUACUUUGAAAGGAGUUUCGGUAGCCCAGAGUGAGCUUUUCUACCAGCCAGCUGGAUGACCUUUAGAAACUGCAGCAGCUCCUGCAGCAGUUCUGGUCAACCUCUGAUUACAGGAGGAUGACGUAGUGGCUGUCUGAAGAUUCAUGAUGCAUUCUGCAAUAUAUACUUGCUACAUUUGGCUUUACGCAUCUGCCAUCUUUCUCAGUGGUCGGUGCUUGUGCUACAUUGGUUAAGGCACUGCCAAGGUAGAGCUGGUUCAGCCGGUUCAUAAUUACUGCCACAUCGGGUGAUCCCAAGUGGGCAGUGUUGUUGAUAACUCAGUAUCCUACUCAAAGAAAACAUGUGAAAAUAAACUCUUGUUGCUAUCUUUAAGUUGAACCAGCAUGUAGACAUGAAGGACAAUGACAGCUUUGGACUUGGCAGUGAUACUCUCUGUGGCUGAAUAGUUUCCAAGCUCUACCCUUAACCACAUUUGAAUGAGGCUGAAUGCCACUGUAAGUGUUGGCACCUUCAGGGGGAUGGGAGGUGUAUGGGUGAAAGAGCCUCCAAGAUUCCCACCCCUUUAAACUCUUACCAGUUUGCAAAAUUAAAGAAUUAAUUGUAUUUGCUUUCUUUUUAAUUAAUGUUACUUCAAAUUGGAGUGAAAUAAGGCUGCCCCUAGAGUCUUUGUGUUGGAAACGCGGGCGUUGCUGAAUGUCACAUCACUGAAUUGGGGCUCUGAGGGCAGCUGGUGGGAUUUGGCAUAUUCCCAGUCACCUCCAGCACAGGGAGGGAGGUUGAGCGCUGUCCCUUAUCAUUGUCUGGCUAAAGGAGUUGGUGGGGCUGUUUAAACCAGAACUUCUGUCUCUCCAAGAGUGUUGAGAGAUUUCCCAAGGCCACCUGCUGAGUACGAGUGUGUGUUUAACAGUGAGAAAUAAUGGCAGGGUUACAGCAGCAGGGAGCAGUGAAUCCCACGAUACAGUUUGUAAUGGGGUAAUUGUUUUUUUGAAAAUUCUGUCUUCUGGAUAUUCUGGUGCUAGGAAUGAACAGCGGUUGCUUGGCCUGAGAAAGGGGAGAGGAAUACACAGCAGCCACUACAUACUGCAAACCAGGCAGCCGCUGGCGACUGUGCCUCACCGGGUUGAAUAGCUUGCCAGUGUUUUCUGUCGAUGAAAAGAGGCAUUGUUGUCUGCUGAAGUCAUGGGAGAUGGAACCUGCCAACCUGAAUGAGCGUCUGUCAGGGACAAGCAGAAAACGUUUUAAAAUACAUAAACAUGCAAACAUGAA
Chiloscyllium plagiosum (whitespotted bambooshark) is the source of this 6116-nucleotide messenger RNA. NCBI's taxonomy places the organism in Eukaryota, Metazoa, Chordata, Chondrichthyes, Orectolobiformes, Hemiscylliidae. The record is from RefSeq and is a predicted model, not a curated record.